CAAAUCAAAGAAAUGGCUGUAUCGGAUUCAUCGCCUGAACUUCGGCGCUUUGAAAGAACCAUCCCUUUGAGGCAAUCGCGUGGGAAUAUAGGUCCUUUCCGCGCCACACAAAUAUGGAACGAGAUAAUCUCUCAUGUGAAGAGCAAAGUGGAGCUGAAGCGUCGUCGUUACAAGAUGAGACACUAUGACAACACAUUCACAGGCACAGAUGCUGUGGAUGUUGUCCUGCACUAUCUCCUGAGUGACAAAGAAACAUUCUGUACAGACCUGUCCAGGGACAAGGCUGUCAAGGUGUGCCAGAUGUUAAUGAACCAAAAUGUGUUUGAGCCAGCCAGCUGCAGGUCCAGUGAAGCCAAGAAACUGUUUGAGGACAGUAAUAAUAAACUGUACCGAUUUGUUGACUCUGACAAGGAAAACAAGGAUGAAAGUCAGGACGAAAGCGAAGCAUCUACAAUGGAUGAUUCUUCUGACUUCAAAUCUGGGAAAGAUCAUAUGAGAAUCAACCCAGCAUUUGAGCCUGACCUACUUGAGGAUGAUCUGUUGUGUAACCCGCUGGCGUUGCAGCAGUCAGCCUCUGUCAUGCAGGAACUCAUCAAACUAGGCAGCUCUAUACGAUGUAAAAGUGCCAGUUCUCUCAAGUCAAUUGAUCUCAAACGUACACGGUCGGAAGACAGUCAGGAAAUAUCACCAGAAGUGGUGGAGGAGACCUGGAAGGAGAUAGCCCUGGCUGAGCUUCUGACAAUAGUGGACAUUAUGUUCCUUGAUGGUAUCCUUAGUGAGGAAAAAGAAAACAAGCGCCAGCAACGUCGUAAUGUCAUCAUCUCAAAUGUUGUUGCCAAACACAGUGUUGUGCCCUUCCUGGAAGGUUCAGACACAACUGACUGCGUCAUGCAGGCAGCUUUUGACUGUAUAGAAUGUCUACCCAAGGGAAUGGCUCUCCUAUCUGAUGAUACCCUUAAACAGACAGGGACACAAACAAAACUGAAACUGUUCAAGAUUAUUUCCAAGUAUUAUCAGGACCUGUCAGACCCUCUACUUCCGGAGAGGUUUUUUGAUUUGCAUAUGGCUAUACUGAACCUGAUACUGACUGGGAGAGAGGAGACUGGGCUGCUGGCUCUAAAGCUGGAUGUGGUGCUCUUGCCAUGGGCAGUUCGUGAAGAGCUGCAGAGGUUACUCAAGUUUAUGUUGGCAAUUGCCAAGGAUAACACCUUCAAGAUUGAUGAACAGGAGACAAACGAAGUGAUAGUUUUGAGAACAUUCAGUGGCUGCAUCUUUAAGCACAAGGUGUUGUCAUCCAGUGUUGGAGCAGAGCUGGUGCAAUUCUUCCUCAACCACCUCUCUGAUAUCUUCAUUGUUCCACGUUCCAUCAGACAGAAAGUUGCCUUCCGACUAUAUCAAGUCAAAACAGGCAUAAUGGAGAUAGUCAGUGACUCAACAUUCUGCAGCCGAGUUACCCAGGAGGAAUAUCAGAAGCAGUCUCAAGAUGGAACAAAGGAAGCCCUCAUAGAAAUGAUGAACGCUGUAUUAGAUGAUACACAAGUGCCCCUCAAAGAAAAGAAACAAAGAUUAAAAACGUUUCAGAAGAUAUAUCCAGCUCUUUAUGAAAAGUACUUCCAGGGACUAAUUUGAACAACUGCAGUUUGAAAUGCUGAUGGUGCUAUAGACAGAAUUGUACAAAUGUAUGUACAGUGUCAACU
Haliotis rubra (blacklip abalone) is the source of this 1697-nucleotide messenger RNA. Its product is annotated as DEP domain-containing protein 7-like. The transcript is spliced from 7 exons. Lineage: Eukaryota; Metazoa; Mollusca; Gastropoda; Lepetellida; Haliotidae. Gene Ontology annotation, biological process: intracellular signal transduction. The coding region runs from base 13 to 1629 and encodes 538 amino acids. The record is from RefSeq and is a predicted model, not a curated record.